CAGGUUUGAUGAAGUCAGGGCGGCAGUGAAGGAGUUAACCCGAGUGCUGGAGUAACAAAGGAGCUGGUGAAACUUCCUGUGCCGCUGCUGUGGGAUAAUUCAAUGACUGGAUGAUUUUGAAGACUUGCCUGUUACCAAGAGGCCCCUCUGCUUCCAAUGGAGGAGUUGAACAGCAAUCUAAUACCUGGGCCCCAGGUGGAGAUGUUAGUCGACGUGCCCCAACGAAUAUUGAGGGGGCUUCCUCAUGAGGUGACUUUGCAACAGUCCGCAGUUGACGAGAGGCGCAUUGGUGUGUGGGCCACCAGGUCUAUACAGAAGGGCAGGAGAUAUGGUCCAUUCUCAGGAGAAAAGAAGAAAAAGGCCCGGGUGAAUAGCAGCGUGUACAUGUGGGAGGUUUACUUCCCCCAGUACGGGUGGAUGUGUAUCGAUGCCACUGACCCAGACAAGGGCAAUUGGUUGCGGUACGUGAACUGGGCUCGCUCCUCCGAUGAGCAGAACCUCUUCCCGCUGGAGAUCAACAGGGGCAUCUACUACAAAGUCUUCAAGCCGAUCGAGCCGGGCCAGGAGUUGCUGGUGUGGUACAAUGGGCAGCAGGACGCCGACAUCACAGCCGCUCUAGAGGAGGAGAGGAGCCGCCGUCCGCGCCGAAGGAGCUCGGCCAGAGGCCCCAGAGGGAGGAAGAAAUUACGACGGCGGAAAUUAGAAAUUGAGGAAGAACUUAAGCAAGGUUUUCAGAAGCAUGAACCUUGCGUCUCAGAAGCCAAUUCAACAGAGCAGAGAAUAGAAGUUCACAGAAUUGUUUCACAGAAGGUUCUGCCUCAACCAAAGGACUUCCAGAUGUCCCUUGAGGCAGAGACAAUGUCAGAAGAAAAUACCAUUGAAAAUCUCCCAAGAAAGAAAAUUUCAAUCAAAUCUCUGAAGCAGAAACCAAAAGGCGAUCAGAACGGGAUGCAGGAUGUUGAAGAGACCCACAUGUUUCCCUGCAAAAAUUGUGAGCGCAGAUUUACCACGAAGCAAGGUCUGGAGCGUCACCAGCACAUCCAUGUAUCCACAGAAGGGUUCACGUUCAGGUGCAGGUAUUGCGGUAAAGCCUUUGGCACUCACAUCAACAUGAGACGGCAUGAGCGGCGCCACGAAGCUGGGCCCAAGAGGAAGCCCACCUUCAAAGUGAUCAUGUCCGAUCAGCGCCUGAAGGAUGAUUUUGAUUUUGACAAGACGGCAAUUGACAUUAGUUCCGAUCCAUCAAGUCGACUGGAAAGCCCAACGGCUCUGGAAAAUUAUAAGAAAACUGAUUCUGAGACGUCAGUCCAAAAUAUGGACACUUCUGUCUUAACGAGUUGUGAACCAAAAAUCCAACACCCGUGCAAACUGUGCAAAAAGACCUUUGGUUCUUACACCAACUUGCGCCGGCACCAGCGCCGUAUCCAUGAGCGCCACCUCUUGGCCAAGGGCAUCAGGAUGAGACGGAAGGUUUCUGCAGAAGACCAGGAUCCAACGUCCGAGCAAACGAGGGCUGCUGGCGGGCUCCAUGUUACCAGCACAGAAACUGAAGAUGACGAGGAAGACGAGGAGGAAGAGGAGACGGACGAGUGCCAAGCGUACAUUAUGGACGUUUCCAGUAACAUCUCUGAGAACCUGAACCACUAUAUUGAUGGAAAGAUUGAGUCAAACAGCAGUACCAGCAACUGUGAGGUGAUAGAGGUGGAUACUGCUUGCACAAAUCCAUUCGGCCUGCCUUCUGUGCUGUAUCCCGUGACCGAUGAAUCGCCUCAGAAUCUUAAGACCACAGCACAACUUCCAGUCACCCAUUCUCUUCUGAAUGAAGUGAAAGACGGCGAUUUGAAAGGUCCAAAAAGAAGGCGGACCAGCAGCCCUCCUCCCUUCCCAAAGAUGAAAACUGAGCUUGGUGUCGAGACCAUAUCACCAGUGGUCACGCCGUUUGGUGGCCAGCCUGUCAUGGGUCAGACCACUGGCAGCUUGAGCGGGCAUCAGGAGAAAUGUAGCCUGUCCUCCAAGCUGAAGCAGCUCCUCCAGAUCCAAGAAAAUAACUCGCCCAGAUCAGGCCUGUUUCCAGAUGGGUCAGUUGGCCCAUCAACAUCAACAGCAGCACCAAUGGGAUUUGGCCGAUUCAAGAGGAGAACAACUUCACCUCCAAAUUCCCCACAGCAUAGUCCUGUACUGAGCACCACGGGAAAGGAUUCUGACUUUAUACGCAUAUGGAAUGAAAGUGUACCUGGCCUGAAAGCAUCAAAAAUCGAAAGCCAGAGUAGCUCGCCUGCCUGGAGCCUCUCCAGCCGAGAUGAAACUCUCAGUCCAAUGAGUCUUGAAAUGUGCAAAAUAACCACCUCGAAGGAAUUUGCAGGGAACCGUCCUCUGGCUAAUCUCUGCACUCACCAGCCUCUGGAUCUGUCCAGUGGCUUUAAGCUGCAGUCUGAUGUAAAAACAGAAGUGGAAGGGCCAGGCAUAGCCAUCUUAGAUCUGAGUCUGCAUAAAAAGUUGUGCAGUGAAAAUGAAGUUAAGGAGGAAAUGGGGGUUGUUGGUGCUCAAGUUUCAUGCAGCAGUAAGAAGAAGAAACCAACAACCUCUGUGUUGGAAAAGGUGCUUCUGAAUGAGUAUAAUGGCACAAUGAAAGAGGACUCUGAGGACAGUCCUGAGCCAUGCCUGGAGGCAGAGGUAUCAUCUAAUCCUAGUUCAACCCCAACAUCGAUUGCAACUCCAACUCCUGUAACAACACCUGCUCCUUCUCCUCCUCCUCCAGUGCUCUCCGUACCAUCACCCCUUCCAGAGUCGGUAACCCAGGUUCUACAGUCAAUAACUCCGGCUUUGUCACCGGUCAGCAUAAACAUUAAGGAAGAAGUUAAAGAUGAAGGCUACCCAGACUCGGACAGCGAACACGAAAUGAGCAAUAACCACCCGCCCACCAUCGAACCAGAAUCCCCUCCAGAAAUGCUCAUUAAAAACUGCACUGAAGACCAGGAGGAUGCAGAAAGCCAGGAGGAUGCAGAAAGCUGUCAGCCCACUGAACAAGAGGAAAAACCUGAGCCUACGUUCACCAAAAGUUUCCAGUGCAAUGUUUGUGAAACUCCAUUCCUUUCCAUCAAGGAUCUCGGCCAGCACUUGUUGGUUCAUGCCGAAAAAUGGCCGUUCAAAUGUGAGUUUUGUGUGCAGCUGUUCAAAGAGGCGGAGGCUUUGUCCGAGCACCGUUCGUCUUUGCACGGGGUUGGCAAGAUCUUCGUGUGCUCCGUCUGCAAGAAGGAGUUUGCAUUCCUUUGCAACUUGCAGCAGCAUCAAAGCGACCUGCAUCCGGACCAGCAGUGCACGCACAUCGAGCUAGAGAAUGGAAUGCUGAGGCCCCAGAACUUCACCGACCCAGACAAGGCCACCAGCUGCCUCAGCCAGUCCAUCGGCGAGGGUAGCGUGCCGCUACAGGAGCCUCAGCAACGAGAGGGCGAGGAAGAUGAUGAGGACUCCAGCGACUUGACAGAGGAGCUGUAUACAACAAUAAAGGUGAUGGCAUCCGGGAUAAAACCAAAGAGCCCUGAUGUCCGUAUGGGACUCAAUCAACGUUACCCUAGCUUCAAGCCCCCUCCGUUUCAAUAUCACAACCGCAGUUCAAACAGCGCAGUGUCGUCGGCUGUGAAUUUUACCGCACACAACAUCCCCCAGACCUUCAGCACAGCCAUCCACUGCACAAAGUGCGGCAAGAGCUUCGACAACAUGCCCGCUCUUCACAAACACAUCCUGGCCUGUGCGUCCGCCAGCGACAAGAAACGCUACACCCCAAAGAAGAAUGCGAUCCCGCUGAAAAGGAAAAUAUGGAGGAAGAAUGGGGAAAUGGCCACCGAGCCGGUCAAGCAGAACACCAUCCGGAGAAUGGGCCAGCCAAAACGUCUUAACUUUGAAACGGAGACAAAGUCAAAACUCACCAUGAACAAAAUCAAAAUGAAUGUUCUGAAAAACAAAAGGAACCAGUUGGUGCAGAAGGCGAUCUCGCAGAAGAACAGGUCGACUGCCAAAGUGAAGGCCAUGUUGAAAAGCAGGAGCUCGGAAAGCCAUAAUUGCCCUUAUUGUGAGAAGGAGUUCACUUACUUGGGAAGCCUGAACAAACACGUAACCUAUAGUUGUCCCAAGAAGCCAGCCUCUCCUCCCGCCAAAGGGUCUAGCUCUCACUCCCCGGCCAGCAGUGACAAGGGAAGUGGGCAACGCAGGAGAACUGCAGAUACUGAGAUCAAGUUGCAAAGUACACCGGUUCUCUUGGGCAAAAGGAGAGGGAGGAUGUUGGGUCCUUUGCAAACCGAGUCUGUUUCUUCAGCACCAAAGUUACAGCACCGCAUGAAGUCCAUACCUUUGGUAAAAUCAAAGAAGCCCAACACGUCGCCCAUUGCCUCCAGGACUGCAAGUCCAGUAAGGUCGGCUAAAGGAUCACCAGCGGAGGGGAAGAGGUUGAAGUCCAAGCCCAGACAGCGGCCUUCAGCCACCGGCGGCAUGAAUUCACCGCGGCUUUACCUCCGAAUGAAGAACAAGAAAGUGGUUUGGCAGAGGAAAGCAAAUGUGAUCAAGCAGACACGGUCGGAGAGAUACGUGGGCAAGUCCAAGGAAACGCGAGCUGGUGCCGUGACACGAAGUGGGGCUCCGGUGGUCACUGAUAGCAACGAGAGUGACAUGGAAGAUGACCAGGAAAACCAGGGAUCAUCGGCAGAAGGUGUCCAGGUUUCUUCGUUGAAGCUGGUGAGGUAACAUCCUCGUUACCCUGUCUUUCCUCGACUGACCUGAAGCUCAGACUUUGAACCCAGCUUUUGCCGCUCAACUGGGUCCAAGAAAUUGAGUUGAGCCGGGUCAGAGGUCGCCCCAGAAAUGUGCGUCUCUGCCACGUUUGUUUCAGCCCGGCUUCCAGUCAGCUGACGCUAUACUCUGCAGGCACGGCGCAUUGUAUUUAAAUGAAAAAGGUGCUUCAACUGUAAGUUGAAGCACCGGACCUUUUGUAAACGUGCAGCCUAUGGACAAGACUGGAAGAAAAAGAGACCAUAUUUGGCAUGCACUUUGUGAAUCUGAGAUUUUUUUUUUAUUAUUACAAACUACCAGGCCACAGGCCAUUGCAUGGUCAUCUAAGCAACAAAUGGAACUAUGAAUCUUCAUGAAGAAGUAUCCUUUGAAAUAACAGAGACAGUUGUCUAUUGUCACCGGGCCAGCCUGACAUGCGGCCCUAUCUGUUGUUUCUAAUGGGGUUUUUUGAGGUGGGAGGGGGGGGGAGAAUAUCCAUUUUAAAAGAUUUAUUACUUAUACUGUUAUGGUCGGAAGGGAGAAUGUCCAUGCAAGGCUGUCUCUGUGCACCCGACUUCUUCUUCAUUCUCUUUCCCACUGUAAAACUGUUCAGAUACAAUUUUGAAUGGUAAGCCUAUCAAGAAUGUGUGUGGGUGUGUGUGUGUGGGUGUGCGUGUGUGUGUGUGUGUGUGUGUGUGUUGCACAGGAGUGCUACCAAAAUGGUCUUCACCAGGUCCCAUGCCCAGAAACACUGCUGCAGUUCCCCUUUUUAAUCUUGGGGCUUUCAAUGGUGAAUUUAGUUUGACAUUAUCGUCCCCGCAGCCACACUUCUUUCUCCCUUUCACCUCCGAGAAAGUUUGCCUCUUCCUCUCGAGAGACUCUCUCGAUUUCUACUGUAAAUUUUAUGGAUACAUUUUUGACUUGAAACGUUGUGGGGGGCGGGAGGGGGGGGAGAUACUAUUUUUCACACACGCAUCCAUUUCUGUUCUCAACUUAAAAUUGAUCUACCUCUUUAAAAUUGAAAUUUGUAAUCAACUUCUUUUUGCAAAGUCCACGCCACUUUAACUCUCCCGCUCUCAAAACCAUUCCUGUUUUAUGUUUCUGUUUGUGGGGACUUUGUUGAAAUAAACAUUGUAUGAAGUGUUUGUAGUAAUUAAAUAACAUAGGAUAUAUUUAAAAUUAUUUAAAUUGUGUUUUCAGGCAGCAGUGUCUGAUGUUUGUGAUUCCUUCAAUGCAUUGUUCAUUUUCAAUUUUUUUGGUUUAUUUUCAUUUGGGCUGUGAGAAUAAAUGUAUAGAACGUUUCUGUAAUCA
Amblyraja radiata (thorny skate) is the source of this 6072-nucleotide messenger RNA. RefSeq names its product PR domain zinc finger protein 2. Gene Ontology annotation, cellular component: nucleus. The record is from RefSeq and is a predicted model, not a curated record. Gene Ontology annotation, biological process: regulation of gene expression. The transcript has 10 exons. The coding region runs from base 157 to 4737 and encodes 1526 amino acids. Lineage: Eukaryota; Metazoa; Chordata; Chondrichthyes; Rajiformes; Rajidae. Gene Ontology annotation, molecular function: protein binding; histone methyltransferase activity.